This is a messenger RNA of Labrus bergylta (ballan wrasse), 2700 nucleotides long. The record is from RefSeq and is a predicted model, not a curated record. NCBI's taxonomy places the organism in Eukaryota, Metazoa, Chordata, Actinopteri, Labriformes, Labridae.
UGAAUGAGUUUUCUGUUAAUAAUAACCUGUUGAGAGCACAAUUUAAAGGAACUAUACCAGUUCACACGUUGCUGGGCACCUUACUGAAUCCCUUCAGCCACUGGGAGUCCCUGAUGGUGUGUUUUCGAGCCAGCAUCGUGUGGUUUGGUGUGGUAAGCAUGUUUUCCUCAAACGAUCUUCGCGGAUCCGCCCAGGAAGUGGAAGAGAGAGCAGCGAGCAGAGUCUGACUCUCACGACUUGUUAGAAACUUUUCUAUUGAUCACUUUUUAACGUCAACUUUCGGUCUUCUUCUGGGUCGUGUUUGCACACUUUGCCCCUCACGACGGGAUAAACUCGUUUCUGUCAUGGACGUUGACGCUUCGCUUGGUUAACAUGGGGAUGAAUGGCGGGGCUUUAUCUCUGUUCACAGAAAGCAAAGUUUUCCCCGGAGAGACUCCUCUUCUUCUUCUUCUUCUUCUUCUUCUUCCUCUUCUUCGUUAAGUCGUCAAACUGACAGUAAAAAGGAUUUUUAUUUAAGGAGGUAACGGUACUUUUCUUUUGUCUUUUUUUAUUUUUUAAACCUCCCUGGAUCCUGUUAUCAUGACGCCUGACCUACUAAACUUUAAGAAGGGAUGGAUGUCCAAGCUGGAUGAGAGCGGCGAGUGGAAGAAGCACUGGUUUGUUCUGACUGAUGCUGGAUUGAAGUACUACAGAGACUCGAGUGCAGAGGAGAAAGACGACCUGGACGGAGAGAUUGACCUGAAGUCAUGUGUGAAGGUGUCUGAGUUUGAUGUGGAGAAGAACUACGGCUUUCAGAUACAGACGCAGGAAGCUGCUUUCACACUGUCGGCCAUGACGGCUGGGAUCAGGAGGAACUGGAUCGAGGUUUUAAAGAAGAGCAUCCGGCCCAGCAGCUCUCCGGACCUCACACAGUUACCCGACAGCAGCAGCGACAAAGAAAACUCCCACUCUCGCUUCCUGCAGUCGUCCCGCCGCCCUUCAUCCCGUCACGCCGACGCUCCAUCAGAAGCUCCGACCUCGGCUCCUCCUGCUCAGCGCAGGUUUGAAUACGUCGAGCUGUCCCCUGUUCCCGCCUCGCCCGGCUCUCUCCCGACCAAUCAGAGAGAAGCAGGAGAGGGGCAGGGGAGGGAGCACGGCCAGUGGCAGGAGGACAGGAACAACAGCCAAUGGGAGGCCGUGCUGUCCAGGAAGGGCACAGGGGGCGGGUCCAACCAGAGGCUACGAACGGAGGAGGAUAUAGAGAAGAAGUGGGCGGAGUUUGAACGCAUGCCGUUAAAGGAGAUGAGCUCUUUACUGCCAGCAGGAUCACGGUCUGUGAGCCAGUCAGCCAAUGAGGCGCUGCAGAGGGAGGUGGCGUCACUGAGGCAGCAGCUGGAGCAACUACAAGGAGGAGGGGGGAGGAGGAGUGAGGGGGGCUGCGGCCCUGAGGCUGCCUGUGGACGCAGCCUGGCAGCGAUGGAGCGUGCACAUCGACACGCUCUGGAGGAGCUGCAGAGGCAACACGAGCGUCAAAUCAGAGAGCUGGAGACGGAGAAGGAGAGGCUGCUGCUGGAGGAGACGCAGGACAUCGCACGAGUGAUGGAGGCUUUGAAGAAGAAACACAAAGAGGAGCUGGAGAGAGAGGUGGAGAAGUCCAAGAGGCUGAACAGCGGGGCGCCAGAUUCACAGACUUUGAGAGUCCAACAGAAGGCAGAGUCUCAGGCCUUGCAGAGAGAGCUGGCCGGACUGUCGGAGCGAUACUCUCAGAAGUGUUUGGACUUGAACCGCGCUGAGCAGAACAACGCAGAGAGAGAGAGGGAGAUCAGCCGCAAAGAGAGGGACAUGGAGCAGCUGAGGAAGAGAACCAGAAAGCUAACAUGCUGCAGCUCUUUGUUGUCUGUGGACUUGAAGGAUCGUUUGGCUAAAGAAAUCAGCCGUCAGCGAUCGACGGAUCAGAACUCAGAGGACAACAAAGACAGAGCGUCCUGUGAACUGGAGGUUCUUCUCAGAGUGAAAGAAAACGAGAUCGACUACUUACACAAAGAGAUCAGCUGUCUGAGGAACGAGCUGCAGUUUCUCAACACGGAGAAGCGGCUCGCCUGUCAGCGAUACUCGGACAUGCAGGACGAGCUGAGCGGGGUCAGAGGUCGCAGCGAGCGGGAGAUCCAGAGUCUGAAGGAGCACUUGAGGCUGGCGUUGACCGCUCUGCACGAGGGCCAGAAACUGGGAAACAGCCUGGACCACUGACGCCCGGCUGCAGGUGACAGGUGACGACCACGCAGACAGAAUCAACGACCUCAGGUGUGAUUCUGUCGGAGCGUCCGUACCGUCCACGAGAGACACAGCGCAACGCUUUUAACCCCGACACGCCAUUUCUAUUUCCCUCUCUGUCGCUCGAGGAGACGAGGGAGGCAGGAGGGCGAGCUACGAUACACUGACCCUCUCUCUCCUCCCUCUGCAGCGCUCGUUAGCUCGUUAGCUCGUUAGCUCGUUAGCUCGUUUUAAGUGGAGAUUACGGAGCAUUAAUAAUAUCCACAUCAUGAUUGACAUGUUGACCUUUGACCUUUGACCUUUGACCUGUGUCAACACCGGAGAAAAACUUUAUCCUACCCAACGCAAUCCGUUUAUUGACAGCUCGUCAACACAAAGCACCACACUUCAGUUUGUCCACCUUCAAAAUAAAAGCACCACACUUCAGUUUGUCCACCUUCAAAAUAAAAG